Molecule: messenger RNA, 1320 nt
Organism: Rangifer tarandus platyrhynchus (Svalbard reindeer)
Lineage: Eukaryota; Metazoa; Chordata; Mammalia; Artiodactyla; Cervidae
Source: the annotation of a GenBank genome assembly
AUGCCCGCGCGCGCCGGACACCUCCUCCCGCCUCGGCCUCGGGCCCUGGUCCCGGCCCUGCCGCCGCCGCCGCCGCCGCUGCUGCUGCUGCUGCUGCUGCUGCUGGGCGCCGGCGGCGGGCGGGGGGGCGCCCGGGCCCGGGGGCCGGGUGUGGCGGCGGACGAGGCCCCCGCGGCCGGCGGCGGGGACGGGCAGGACCCGCACGCCAAGCACCUGUACACGGCCGACAUGUUCGCGCACGGCAUCCAGAGCGCCGCGCACUUCGUCAUGUUCUUCGCGCCCUGGUGUGGACACUGCCAGCGGCUACAGCCAACCUGGAACGACCUGGGAGACAAGUACAACAGCAUGGAGGACGCCAAGGUGUACGUGGCCAAGGUCGACUGCACCGCAGACUCGGACCUGUGCUCCGCCCAGGGCGUGCGCGGCUACCCCACCUUGAAGUUCUUCAAACCUGGUCAAGAAGCUGUGAAGUACCAGGGUCCCCGGGAUUUCCAGGCCCUGGAAAACUGGAUGCUGCAGACGCUGAAUGAGAAGCUCCCCACUCCAGAGCCCACGGAGGAACCGCCCCGCACCCCCGAGCCCAAGCAGGGCCUGUAUGAGCUCUCGGCCGGCAACUUCGAGCUGCAUGUGGCGCAAGGAGACCACUUCAUCAAGUUCUUCGCCCCGUGGUGUGGUCACUGCAAAGCUCUGGCUCCGACCUGGGAGCAGCUGGCUCUGGGCCUUGAACAUUCCGAAACUGUCAAGAUUGGCAAGGUGGACUGCACGCAGCACUACGAACUCUGCUCAGGAAACCAAGUCCGAGGUUAUCCUACGCUCCUCUGGUUCCGAGAUGGCAAAAAGGUGGACCAGUACAAGGGCAAGCGGGACCUGGACUCACUGCGGGAGCACGUGGAGUCACAGCUGCGGGGCGUGGGGCGGGCCGCCCCGGAGCCCGCCCAGCCCUCGGAGGCCCCGGCGCUGGCCGCCGAGCCCGCGGCCGAGCAGGGCACCGUGUUGGCGCUGACGGAGAGGAACUUCGAUGACGCCGUCGCAGAAGGCAUAACCUUCAUCAAGUUUUAUGCUCCAUGGUGCGGGCACUGCAAGGACCUGGCCCCAACCUGGGAGGAGCUCUCCAAGAAGGAAUUCCCCGGCUUGGCGGAGGUCACCAUCGCCGAGGUGGACUGCACUGCCGAACGCAGCCUCUGCGGCAAGUACUCGGUACGAGGCUAUCCCACACUGCUGCUCUUCCGAGGAGGAGAAAAGGUCAGCGAGCACAGCGGGGGCCGCGACCUGGAUUCCUUGCACCGCUUCGUCCUGCGUCAGGCGAAGGAUGAGCUGUGA